This is a messenger RNA of Lichtheimia ornata, 1893 nucleotides long. RefSeq lists its product as uncharacterized. Lineage: Eukaryota; Fungi; Mucoromycota; Mucoromycetes; Mucorales; Lichtheimiaceae. The transcript has 2 exons. The record is from RefSeq and is a predicted model, not a curated record. Bases 1 to 1893 code for a protein of 630 amino acids. Gene Ontology annotation, molecular function: protein binding.
AUGGCAACUAUAGAGGACAUUAGCUGGACUGAAUUACUGAAGAACACCAUCGUCACAGCUCAACAUGGUAAUGGCAGCAACCGAAUUGCCACGGCAACCGAGACUCUGCAACAAACAGCACAGCGAUUCGUCGAGGUGCUCAAUGAACGUGCCAGGCUUUUAGCCAACAGUGCUCAAUUUGAUACAGCGUUACGUGAUGCAGCAGCUAUAAGAGCCAUAUUUCCUGGAUCAGGACUUGGAUAUUUGUGUAAUGGUGACAUUUAUGGGCAACAAGGACACUACGAUGCAGCAAUUUCCAUAUACGAUCAAGGGCUUGAAGCAGUACCUGUUUCGGAUCCAUGUUAUCAACAGCUUCAGCAACAUCGAAUGACAGCCGUAUCCAGCAACAACAAACGCGUGGAUUUUAUCAGCCGGUUGCCAUUGGAUAUUGUCGUCACCAACAUCUUACCAAGGGUGGAUCAUUUGUACUGUUCAAAUACACCAUGCGAGUUUCUUUACAUAUCACGUGCAUGGCAGGAGCGUAUCUUGAGGCAACCCAACGGCUUACGAUUCAACUUUGGCUAUCGAUGGGUUCGCUCAUUAGAAAAGGACCAUACGCAGCUCAUCCGAUUUGCACCCUAUGUCCAAAGCUUACAAGGGGGUAUUACCGACGCUCGUUUGGGUGAUCUGUUUUCUCGAGCACGCUUUUCUAAUCUAAAGAAACUGGAUAUAAAAUGUGAUCCUACAACACCUCGCCUUCCCUUCAUCCAUGGAUUACGAUUGAUUGCCGAUUCACUUACACACUUGACCAUCUCUGACUGCCCUGGCCUUCAAUUACGUGAUAUCCUGGAGACAUGUCCCAAUCUUGUAUUUUUGAAAGCAACGAAUGUGGAUGCGGUCAUGCCUUUGUCGUCGCCAUCAAGCUAUCCCAAUCUCAAGUAUCUUUCACUUGACCGACAAGUGCAACGAACCCUCGAGCAUGAAGAUGUGAUGGAUGUCCUAAAACGACUUCCUUCUUUACGUAUGAUGGAAAUCUCGCCAAUGCCCGACACCACUUGUUUGACUAUCCUACACAAGCAUUGUCCUUAUCUACAAUUCAUUUCUUUCGAGAGCUGGAUACCGGAUUACGGCUUACUUACAGCAAAUGUUGAUCCAAAUCGAAAAGGCGUCAUAUCAGCGUAUUUCAAUGGCGACCGAUUCUAUUAUCAAGAUGACCUGAUUGAGUUUUUGUACGCACAGAGAAAUUCAUUGGAGAUCUUCAGAUUUGGUGGCGUGCAUGAAAUCGAGAAUGCCUUUUGGGAAUUAUCAGAUGAUGGGCGAGUCAAACCUCAUAGUCCAAGUGAACAUCUUAAGGUCGACCUGUCAUCUCCAUUUUCAUUUACACGCCUGAAACACCUUUCUUUUACGGAUAUGUUUCCAUAUAAAAAUGUGCCUAUGAUCCUGUGGAUUGUAUUGAAUGCUCCCAAACUCAACGCCAUCGAGAUCCCUAAUUCCCAUUUCAAGCCUGAGGUCGCAAAAGCCUUGAACAAGUUGAAGCAUAUUCGAAAGGUAGAGAUCUCACACAACGAUGUACACGACAUGGACGACAAUAUCAUCGACGACGACUACGAAGGAAUCCACCUGUUCUUGGAGCAUCAUGCUGCUUUGGGGGAUCAAUCGACACUUGAACAUGUGAUUGUGCAAAUGGACUUUGUGGAUGCGUCUGAACAAACAUGGUUGUCGUUAUUACCACAAUUGAGAUGUCUCAAGGUCCUCGAAAUACGCGGUGAAGGUGCUACUGGGGAUUGCACCCUUGCCAAAAAUUGCACACCCAUCAUUGAAAGGAUACACCGAGAAUCCCCCGCUCUCGAAAAGUUAAUUAUUAAUAGAAAGUGCAGAGUUGGUAGGCGGUCUCAUAGAGUCUUUGCAUCAUAG